CCCAUUUCAAUCAAUCAUUCAAUCAAUAAUAAACUCUACAAUUAAAAGCACACAAUUGACAGUUCAAGGUCUUAAUAUUAUCAGAUUUCCGGAAAUCGGAUAUUUUCUGUGAGAUAUGCGUUUUCCGUGAUCUGUGUAAGAUCAAUAUUUCUUUGCUAGAAAUGUCACAAAAUUGGAAAUCUAUUUGGAUUGUAGCUGCAGUGGCAGUUGGUGUAGUUGGAGUAUUAGUUUGGAAGAAAAAGAAGCGUUCAUUUGUAAAAGUUGGAACCAUUUCCAAGCUCUAUUUUUUCCCAGUUAAAUCUCUAAAAGGUAUCAAUGUUACUAAGGGAGAAUGUACAAAAUUAGGAUUUGAAGUUGAUGGUUUGCUUGAUCGAUCAUUUAUGUUGGUAAAUAAGGAAGGAGUUUUGGUCAGCCAGAGAGAAGGACCAAGUUUGGCAUUACUAAAUAUCCAGAUUAAUGGCAACAUUCUUCUCAUCUCUACACCUUCUGGUACACAACUUAAAGUUGAAAUUAAAGAUUCAGUGUCUCCUAGUGAUAAAAUUAUUCAUUGUAGGGUUCAUACUGAUGGCAUUGAUGGAGUUGACUGUGGUGAUGAAGCAGCAGCUUUUUUCCAAACAUACCUUAAUAUGCCUGAUGUGCGUUUAGUUCGUCACUUUCCUUCUUUGCCCAAAAGGAAAUACUUAAAAAAUCAUCCAUUUGCAGAUAAACUUAGAAAAGAAAAUCCGGUUGGAUUUCAAGAUUUAGCACCUAUUCAUAUUUUGUCUAAAUCUAGUGUCGAUGAUUUAAAUUCGAGGCUUGAAGAUAACAAAAUAUCAGAACUUAAUUUUAGACCAAAUGUGCUGGUUGAUGGUUGUAAACCCUAUGAAGAAGAUUCUUGGAGAUACAUUAAAUUUCAAAAUGGUGUUUUGUUGAGUAAUCUGCAAAUGGUUACUAGAUGUUUACUGACUACAAAUGAUCCAGCUACUGGAAUUUUGUCUCAAAAGGAACCUCUGGUGACUUUAAGAAAAUAUAGGAUACCCAAGGAUCCAGAAACUGUAAAAAAUAUAGGAUCGCUUCCUUGUCUUGGAAUUGGAUGUGGUGUAUGGAAAACUGGCGAAAUUUCUGUAGGUGAUGAUAUAUUUGCUGAUGUUGGGCCUCAGCCGAUAAUGGCAGUGAAAUAACAGUUUAAUUCGCAAGAAUUCUUUUUUAUACUUUUUGUUAAAAACAUGUUAUAUUUUUAAAAAGAAUAAAAUAUUUUUGUAAUUGUUA
Argiope bruennichi is the source of this 1248-nucleotide messenger RNA. Its product is annotated as mitochondrial amidoxime-reducing component 1-like. Gene Ontology annotation, molecular function: pyridoxal phosphate binding; molybdenum ion binding; catalytic activity. The transcript is spliced from 8 exons. The coding region runs from base 162 to 1160 and encodes 332 amino acids. NCBI's taxonomy places the organism in Eukaryota, Metazoa, Arthropoda, Arachnida, Araneae, Araneidae. The record is from RefSeq and is a predicted model, not a curated record.